Molecule: messenger RNA, 1201 nt
Organism: Lotus japonicus
Lineage: Eukaryota; Viridiplantae; Streptophyta; Magnoliopsida; Fabales; Fabaceae
Product: ras-related protein Rab11C
Exons: 3
Coding region: 245-895 (216 amino acids)
Cellular component (GO): endosome
Molecular function (GO): GTPase activity; GTP binding
Source: RefSeq, a predicted model, not a curated record
CUCACUCAUCGAUAUUUCCGUUUUCUCCCCCCAUUGGCCAAUUCGGCCACCCUUCUUCUUCUCCUUCUUCCUCCUCUCCACCCUCCGGUUCGUGCAGUUACCCCAACCGUUCCCUAUUACAGUCUCUCAAGUUCGCUUCACUCACACAAGCAAAACCUUCACCAAACGCAUUCAUCUCAAUUCGUUUCCUCUCUCAUCAAUCAAUCCAUUUCACGGUUCGAGAGAUCGGAGAGGGGAAGAAGUUAUGGCGCACAGGGUGGACCAUGAGUAUGACUAUCUCUUCAAGAUCGUCUUGAUCGGAGACUCUGGUGUCGGCAAAUCCAAUAUCCUCUCCAGGUUUACUCGGAACGAGUUCUGCUUGGAGUCCAAAUCUACUAUUGGUGUUGAAUUCGCCACCAGGACUCUUCAGGUAGAGGGAAAGACUGUUAAGGCACAGAUCUGGGAUACAGCAGGUCAAGAGCGAUAUCGCGCCAUUACCAGUGCUUAUUACAGAGGAGCUGUUGGUGCUCUCCUUGUAUAUGACAUAACUAAGAGGCAAACCUUUGACAAUGUCCAGAGGUGGCUGCGUGAAUUGAGGGACCAUGCGGAUUCUAACAUAGUUAUCAUGAUGGCUGGAAAUAAAUCUGAUUUGAACCAUCUUAGAGCUGUUUCGGAGGAUGACGGAGGAGCGUUGGCAGAGAAGGAAGGUCUCUCAUUUCUUGAGACAUCUGCACUGGAAGCAACCAACAUUGAGAAGGCAUUCCAAACCAUAUUGACAGAAAUCUACCAUAUUGUUAGCAAAAAAGCACUUGCUGCUCAGGAAGCAACUGCUGGUGCCUCAGUUCCUGGUCAAGGAACCACUAUCAAUGUUGCUGAUACUUCUGGGAACACAAAGAAAGGUUGCUGUUCCACUUGAUGUGACAUUUUGUGGAAAAACCGUUGCUAGCGGAUAGUAUUUUUUUACCCCCCAAUUCUGUUUUACCCCUUUCUCUUAUUUUUGUUCUUAAUGGGUGAGAGAGAAACUUGUAGAGUACAUUUACUUCUUUGAGUUGCAAUGAGGAAGCUUGUGAAAUUUUAAAAACCAGAAGUGUUUAGUUUCUUUCUUUCGUAUUAUGAUAAUUUUAAUUUCUCGUGAAUUGAUGUAAUAUUGGCACUGACGGAUAUUUGUUAUAUAGCGUGGUUAAUGGGAAUCUGACAUUUCAGAGAGGUCAUGUUAUACUUU